GGAGUUGAGCGGUGGCUUGACGAAGGCACCACGCCUCUGAUUGGCUGCUGCCCGGGGGUGAACGGAGGUCAGUGCCACUCAUUGUGCUUGUCAAAAGAGGGGGGAAAGUAGACUUUGCCACCGCCAAGGCUCACUCAAGGACUCGGUCACCACUCCUCCUCCUCUUGGGCCCCGUUUUGGAUUACCUGUGUCUUUUAAAACCAAAUGAAAACAUCUUGGCGUCCCCAAAAAGACGGGACGUCUUCCUUGGCGCGUAAACACGUCUCCGCUCUCUUUGCUAGUUAGCUUAGUUAGCUUGCCUGUGUCCUCCAAGUCAAAUUUCUCUGGACCUUGUCUCUUCUUCAAGCAUCACUACACUGAAGCACCCAAAAGCCAUCAAAGGAUCCUAUUUUCCCCCCUUUUUAUAUAGAUAACAACACUCGUGGGAGAAAACCAGUGGAGUCUUGCAGCUACGCUCUCGCCCCUGCUCUGCUCGCAGUGAUUUACUUGUGCUUCGUAGCAGCCAACGCGACAUCUGAAUAUGAUUCCCGACAAGGCGCCCGAGGACGACGUCUUUCACGCGGCUGAGGAGAUGCGGAGGGGGGCCCACGUCCCCACCUUUGACACAUUUAAGGAAAUGUACAUGCAGUCCAUUGAGGACCCUGACAAGUUCUGGGGGGACAUGGCCAAGGACUUCUUCUGGAAGACCAAACACACAGGUCGUUUCUUGGACUACAACUUUGACACGACCAAAGGAGACAUCUUCAUCAAGUGCAUGGAGGGCGCAUCCACCAACAUCUGCUACAACGUGCUCGACCGCAACGUUCGAGACAGAAAGCUCGGCGACAAAGUGGCCUUCUACUGGGAAGGCAACGAGCCCGGCGAUGAGCUGACGGUGACCUACAGAGAGCUGCUGACCAGUGUCUGUCGCUUUGCUAACGUUCUGAAGUCACAGGGUGUGAAGAAAGGAGACCGCGUCGCAAUUUACAUGCCCAUGGUGGUGGAGCUAGUGGUGGCCAUGUUGGCCUGCGCUCGCAUCGGAGCCGUCCACUCCAUCGUGUUUGCAGGUUUCUCUGCCGAGUCGUUGUGUGACAGGAUUGUGGACUCGCAGUGUUCGCUGCUUAUCACCGCAGACGGCUUCUACCGAGGGGAUAAGCUGAUCAACCUGAAACUCUUAGCGGAUGAAGCUCUGCAGAAAUGCACAGACAAAGGAUUCUCACUUGAGAGAUGCAUCGUAUUGAAACAUUUAUCCAAAGAAGCACAAGAGAUUUCCCUUAAGUCUCCCCCUGCCAAACGGCCAUGUCCUGACCUCCAGCAGGAGACAGAAACAGGCAGAGUAAGAAAAACUCGUCCUGUUCCGCAGGUGCCGUGGAACCCGCAAGUGGACAAAUGUUGGCACGCUUUGAUGGCUGACUCGUCGGACGAGUGUGAACCGGAGUGGUGCGCGUCUGAAGAUCCUCUCUUCAUCCUCUACACGAGCGGCUCCACAGGCAAGCCCAAGGGUGUCCUUCACACCGUCAGCGGCUACAUGCUCUACACCGCCGCCACCUUCAAGCUGGUGUUUGACCAUCGGCCUGACGACAUUUACUGGUGCACGGCCGACAUCGGCUGGAUCACCGGACACUCGUACAUAACCUACGGGCCGCUGGCUAACGGCGCCACCAGCGUUUUGUUUGAGGGUCUUCCGACGUAUCCGGACGUGAGCCGCAUUUGGGAGAUUGUGGACAAAUACCACGUGAGCAAAUUCUACACGGCCCCCACCGCCAUCAGGAUGCUGAUGAAGUACGGCAGCGAGCCGGUGCAAAAGUACAAGCGAGACUCUCUGAAGGUUUUAGGCACAGUCGGAGAGCCCAUCAACCCCGAGGCCUGGCACUGGUACUUCACGGUCGUGGGAGACGGCAGAUGUCCCAUCGUUGACACGUUCUGGCAGACGGAGACGGGCGGACACGUGAUGACGCCUCUGCCGGCAGCCACGCCCAUGAAGCCAGGCUCUGCUACGUUUCCGUUCUUCGGCGUGGUGCCGGCCAUCUUGAACGAGUCCGGCGAGGAGCUGGAGGGGACGAGUGAAGGUUAUCUGGUGUUCAAGCAGCCGUGGCCUGGCGUGAUGAGGACGGUGUUUGGGAACCACGCGAGAUUUGAAAGCACCUACUUCAAGAAGUUCCCGGGAUACUACGUGACUGGAGAUGGCUGCCGUAGAGACAAAGACGGAUACUACUGGAUCACCGGGAGGAUAGACGACAUGCUCAACGUCUCAGGUCAUUUGCUGAGCACAGCGGAGGUGGAGUCAGCGUUGGUGGGGCACGAGGCCGUCGCCGAGGCCGCCGUGGUGGGUCGGCCACAUCCCGUCAAAGGAGAAAGUCUCUACUGCUUUGUGACGUUACGCGACGGUGUCAACUACAAUCGCACGCUGGAGGCCCAGCUCAAAAAACAAGUGCGUGAAAAGAUCGGCGCCAUCGCCACACCCGACUUCAUUCAGGAUGCUCCAGCGCUCCCCAAGACCAGAUCAGGCAAGAUCAUGCGACGCGUGCUGCGCAAGAUCGCCGGCGGUGAGCGGGAUCUUGGCGAUAUUUCCACACUGGCUGACUCGUCGGUGGUGGAGCAGCUUUUCCACAACAGAUGCGGCGCCGGCGAGUGACGAUAGCUCAACCGGUCGGAUCCACCGACUGACUGACUUAGAAUUGUCUGGCAACCAGCGACAAUAAUAUAUAGAAAAAAGAAUGAGGUUUGUUUGUGCGAGACGGAAGAACUACUUUGAUCUUGACAACGCACACAAUGAUUAAUUCUCCAAAUGAAUUCAUGUCUUCAAAUAACAUCACUUUCAUUGGUGUCGUAAAAGUUGCUUCCUUUUAGGACGUCUGCUCUUUGUAUGUUUUGUGUUUUGAAAAGAAAACUAACCUUUUGGAUUAAAACAUGAAAAGGUUUA
Molecule: messenger RNA, 2902 nt
Organism: Syngnathus typhle (broad-nosed pipefish)
Lineage: Eukaryota; Metazoa; Chordata; Actinopteri; Syngnathiformes; Syngnathidae
Gene: acss2
Product: acyl-CoA synthetase short chain family member 2
Exons: 19
Coding region: 521-2614 (697 amino acids)
Cellular component (GO): cytoplasm
Molecular function (GO): acetyl-CoA synthetase activity; AMP binding
Source: RefSeq, a predicted model, not a curated record